ACCAAGCUUUCCUGCAGCCCCAUCCCCAUUCACAGCCUUAGGAAAUCUUUUCAUUUGCGCAUGUGCCGUAGCCUCUCGUCAACGUACCCCCAUUGAAUUUAAUAACUAUGAGAGUAGACGUGUGCUAGUCUUCUGCAGGUGAGAAGCGGACAGGAGAUGCUCUAUUGGUCAGCCUGCAUCUACAAACACUUAGAGAUUUAAAACACAUCUGCAAGCCGGGAGGGGACGGACACUAGACCACCGUCCUGCAGGAUAAGGGCGCGCCUAAACUACCAGACUCAUGUGUUGUGAUUGAUUACCCCCGUGCUUACGAAAAUCUUGAUUAGAGUUAGGAGAUAUGUUGCGGCGAGUUGUGCGACAGAGCAAGUUCCGGCAUGUCUUCGGUCAGGCUGUGAGGAACGACCAGUGCUAUGAUGACAUCCGCGUGUCCCGGGUCACAUGGGACAGCUCCUUCUGUGCCGUCAACCCCAAAUUUGUCGCCAUCAUCAUAGACGCCAGUGGGGGAGGAGCCUUUCUCGUACUUCCUCUACAAAAGUCUGGCCGUAUAGACAAGGUUUACCCUACAGUAUGUGGUCACACGGGCCCAGUGUUGGACAUCGACUGGUGUCCUCAUAAUGACCUUGUCAUUGCUAGCGGCUCAGAGGACUGCACGAUCAUGGUUUGGCAGAUCCCUGAGAACGGGCUGGUGACUCCUCUCUCAGAGCCCGUGGUCGUGUUAGAGGGCCACUCCAAGAGGGUCGGCAUCGUGUCUUGGCAUCCCACCGCUCGCAACGUUCUCCUCAGCGCAGGGUGUGACAACCAGAUCAUCAUUUGGAAUGUGGGCACGGGAGAGGCCAUGAUCAACCUGGAGGACAUGCACCCCGAUGUUAUCUUUAGUGUCAGCUGGAACCGCAACGGCAGCCUGCUGUGCACCGCCUGCAAGGACAAGAAGGUCCGUGUCAUCGACCCCCGUAAAAGAAAGAUUGUUGCGGAGAAGGACAAAGCUCACGAGGGAGCUCGACCAAUGAGAGCCAUCUUUUUAGCGAAUGGAAACAUCUUCACCACUGGAUUCAGCCGCAUGAGCGAACGCCAGCUGGCUCUGUGGAAAGCUGACAACAUGGACGAGCCAAUAUGUGUUCAAGAGAUGGACUCUAGUAAUGGAGUUCUGCUGCCCUUCUAUGACCCCGACACCAACGUAGUCUACCUGUGUGGAAAGGGUGACAGCAGCAUUCGGUACUUUGAGAUCACUGAUGAGGCUCCGUUCGUUCACUACCUCAGCACCUUUACCACCAAGGAGCCCCAGAGAGGCAUGGGAUACAUGCCCAAAAGAGGCCUGGAUGUCAACAAAUGUGAAAUUGCAAGGUUUUACAAAUUGCACGAGAGAAAAUGUGAACCAAUCAUCAUGACAGUACCGCGUAAGUCGGAUCUGUUCCAGGACGACCUGUAUCCCGACACAGCCGGCCCUGAUCCCGCCCUGGAGGCGGAGGAGUGGUUCGCUGGGAAGAACGGAGGCCCCAUCCUGAUCUCACUCAAAGAUGGCUACGUCUCAACGAAGACCCGCGAUCUGAAAGUGGUCAAGACGAACGUCCUGGAAACCAAGGCCGCAAUAAAAGCAGAAAACAUCCCGACUGUCAAGAAGCACGCUUCUCCACAGCCUCCAAGAAAAACGGACCAGAAAAUGGAAGAUAAACUGGAAGAGGUACUCCGAGAGUUCAAGUCACUCAGGGACCGUGUCAUCCUCCAAGACCGUCGAAUCGCCAGACUGGAAGAGCAAGUAUCCAAGGUUACCAUGUAAGUUGCGGCCCCGCUUCCCGGGACGGUUGGUUGUUUUGGUAAAAUCGAACGGACGGGGUCAGCCACAGCCAAAUUCUCAAGAUUCGGCUUCAUUGAGCUUGGCGUCGUCCUGCGAUGAGACCAAGCCCUACAUUCCAAGAUGAACUUAUUUUUUCCUCAUCAAGUCUCCCGUUUCACACUUUGCCCCGAACCACAGAGAAAAGGAAAAACUCUCGCAGCUCAUGUUCACAUUUGAAGAAAAGACAUUUUUGUUGAAGGAAAAAGUCUUAACCUUUUUUUUUUUCUUUUUUUAAUUGUGGUAAAACAUUCUUAUGUGAAGUUUGUACUUACUACUCAAAAACUGUAUGUAGCAUCAGUAUUUCCAUUGUUAUUUUAUGUGUUGCCAAAUAUGAAUUGUGUGCCGUUUCAUGCACUGCUUUUACAUUUAUUUUCUCUCCUGUUGUACAUUCCAGUCACAACCUGGUAGAUUGUUUUAGUCAAGCUGGAAUUAUUAUUUUUUUUAAACAAUAGCUGUUGAACUGUUUUUUUUCCUACCACCAGUUUGCUUUUUGAUAACCAUCAGAUUUAUGAAUGUGGAAAAAUUCCUUUUUAAGCGUUUUGUUCCUGGUCUUCUGGGCUUGAAAUUUAACAUUGGGUUUUAUUGGGGAGGGUGGGGUGGGGGGGUGCAUCUCUCUGGUGUAAAUGUUGUGCAAAUGUAGUGGUGCCUCUUGUCACUGUUAAGGGUCAACCUGAAGUCGCCCUCUCCAGUGCAUAUUUGGUGUUGGGAAGGGACCACUCACCCAGCUUGUGUCUCACUGAACCCCUGACAAACAGUUCUGUGCACAUAAUAAAGACUUUACA
This is a messenger RNA of Anoplopoma fimbria (sablefish), 2613 nucleotides long. RefSeq names its product coronin, actin binding protein, 1Cb (gene coro1cb). The record is from RefSeq and is a predicted model, not a curated record. Gene Ontology annotation, biological process: actin filament organization; cell migration. The transcript has 11 exons. Bases 338 to 1774 code for a protein of 478 amino acids. Gene Ontology annotation, molecular function: actin filament binding. NCBI's taxonomy places the organism in Eukaryota, Metazoa, Chordata, Actinopteri, Perciformes, Anoplopomatidae.